This is a messenger RNA of Prorocentrum cordatum, 2697 nucleotides long. Lineage: Eukaryota; Dinophyceae; Prorocentrales; Prorocentraceae. The record is from the annotation of a GenBank genome assembly.
AUGGUCACGCCGGGGCCCGGCAGGAUCCAGGGCCUCACGUGCCUCUCCGCGGCCCACGUUCUCGUCAACGCCGCCGACCUCCCGCGCGCCAGCGGCGGCGGCCGCGCCCGGCGGCGCGCGGCGCUGCGGGAUGCGGGACUUGACCCGCUGCGGUUCCGGCUCGGCUUCUGCGAGCAGGACGAGCUUCCUCAGCUUCUGGCCUUCGCGCGCUUCUGGCACGCCGAGGGCGACGAGGCGGCCAUGCGCGAGGCGUGCGGACUUCGCGGUCCCCUGUUCAGGCGCGGCGCGGCCGACGAGGAGGAGGGCCGCUGGCAGCUCCGCGAGCCCUGCGCGCUCCUGCCGCCCGAGCGGGAGCGGGCCGCGCUGGACUGGGCGGGCGCGGCCGUGGAGCGGCAGCGCGGGCGGCUCGCCGGCGGCGCGCCCGAGGAGGACGAGCGCCUGCUGGCCCAGACGGCCGGCGCCGGGACCCUCGGGCCCGCGGGCCGCGACGCGGUGCGGGUGAGGCUGGACGAGAAGCGCGUGCUCUCGGAUGCCCUGGCGAGGCUGCGCCCCACGGCGCGCCCGCCCGGCCCGCCCGCGGCGGCGGAGCGCGGCGCGCGCGGCGGCGGCCCGGCGCCCGCCAGGCGCGCCGGCAAGGGCCGCGCGCGCCCCGCCGCGCUGUGCGAGGCGGUGCGCGUGCGAAAUUGGCGGGGCGUUUACGCGAGGUUUGGCCACAAGGCCAACCUGCGCAGGGCGUUCCAGGAGAGCCGGGCGAUCUGUGCCGCCUCGUCCGAUGAGGGGGGGGACGCAGAGCUGGGCCAGCGCCGCAAGCUCGCCCUGCCGGUCGGAGCGGCGGCUCUGGUUCUGGCACUGGUGGCAGCGGCGGCAGUCUAUUCGACGUCGGAGGACGGCAGCGGCCUCGGCCAGCGGCAGCGCGUGGGGUCGCUCAAGACCGUCGGGGCCGACGCCCAGGCGAUCGCCCUGCAGGAGCUGGACGGGGCAGACGAGUGGAACACGAGUGGUGACGGAACAGGUGGCAUGGUCGGAACGGACGACCAGCCCGACUCGAAGUGCGGGAACAGCGUCUGCUACAGGGGCGCCACCUGCUGCCCCAACACCUCGGGCGGGUUAUGCGGCUCGCCGGGGUCCGUCUGCUGCGGCAGCUCCAUCUGCUCCCCGGGGUCGACCUGCUGUGGCAAGAACGUGUGCGCCGCGCCCGGAUCCACCUGCUGUGGCGACACUGGUGUCUGCUCGCCCGGUUCUACCUGCUGCCCCAGCGGCAUCAACGGCUCGAGCAUGUGUUGCUCGGACGGCUUUCAGUGCUGCCCCCCAGAGAGUGGCCUGUCCGGGUGCUGCCCGAUAGCAGCGAGCCUCAACAACGUGACGUCGUGCGGCGCCAUGAAGUGCGCGGGCGGCUCGAUCUGCUGCAAGGACCGGCUCUGCGGCACGCUCGCGACGCUCAAGGAUCCCAGCGCGGGCAGCUCAAUGUGGCCGAGGAGGGCGAGCCAGGAAGGCGCGGCGGGCACGCUCAAGGUGACCAAGGUGGCCGAGCGAGUCGGGAAUGACGAGGCCUUCGCGCAGCUGGCGGCGGCGGCGCGCAUGUGCGACGCGCCCUCCCGGGGCGACCUGGAGGAUGUGAAGGCCAUGCUGGAGCUGGGUCUGGACAUCGACGCGGCGGACACCGGCGGUCGCACCGCCCUGCACUACGCGGGCUUCGGCCCGGCCGACGUAGUGGAUUCCGACGGCAUCGCGCCGCUGGAGUUCGCUACGAUCCGAGGCAGCCCCGAAGAAACGAUCAGUUUGCUGAUGAAAGCGGGCGCGGACAUGAGGCAAAUUUCGAGGUCGCGCCUCGCAGAGCACCUGAGCUCGGACGGUUGCCUGAUCUCCAAGGAAGAGGUGGAGAUCGGGGAGGUGCUCUCCGAAACGCUGAAGAGCUGCGUCUACCGCGCCGUCUGGAGAGGCACCGACGUGGUUGCCAAAUCCGUCUUGGAGUCCGCGCAUGGCGAGGAUAGUGAUCGUCUGACCCAGGACAUCCACAAUCCCGACUUGAUGAUGUUUCUGGGGGCAGUGGUGAGCGAUACGCCUAUUAUGCUCAUCACCGAAAACAUGGAAGGAGGGGACCUGGAGUCCUACUACAUGGGCAUGCGUAAGGAACACCAGACUCCGAACUGGCACGCCGCGAUCGGGCAGCAGAUCAAACGGUGCAGCGCUGUUGCGCGAGGCCUCUGCUUCCUGCACAGCUGCAAGACGCCGAUCAUCCACAGGGACCUCAAGCCCCUGAACCUCCUCUUGAGCAAGCUGCUCGAGAUCACAAUCAAUGAUUUCGGCAUCAGCAAGAUGAUUGCACCAGUGGGAUGCAAGGUCAAGAGGGCCCACACGAUGGGCGUGGGCAGCCACCACUACAUGGCCCCUGAGGUCGUGCGCAGUGGUCAGUACGACCUGAAGGCCGACAUCUACUCGUUUGCGCUCAUCAUGUACUUCAUCAGUUCGGGGCGCGAUCCUUUCUGGGAGCGCAAUAAGAACCCCACGCUGAUCCUGGAAGAGUACGGAAAGAACAAGCAGCCGAGGCCACAGGUGGCCGACGCGCACCCGUUCCUUGGCCCCGUCAUGAGGGACGCUUGGGCCGAGGAGCCCGGAGAUCGUCCAGACGCUCGCGAGCUCAUCCAGCGGCUCGCCGCGGUGCCCAGGGACCAGGGCUGCGGAUGCGGCACCAUGUGA